AGGUCGCAGGUAUUUGACGUGUCCCGUUUCGUAAACCAGCUGAUCUGUCGCUCGUCAGUCGAGCGCCGUGAGUUGACAACACGCACGACACGAGUUAAAGCAGACGUAUCACUACAGGAAGGGAAGGACUUUGGUUUCACCUUGUAAUGAUUCCGGCUGGGUAGGAGGAGAAGAAUCCCGGGAGCGAUGCCGAAGUACUGCUCGGUUCCGAACUGCAGGAGCGACUCCGCGAACAGCAGCGAGAGGAAGAGCUUUUACAAGUUCCCGCUCCAGGACCCGACCCGGCUGCAGCAGUGGGUGAGGAACAUGGGCCGGGAGAACUGGACUCCUUCCCGACACCAGUACAUCUGCCACGAACAUUUCUCCUCGUCGUGCUUCAAGGUGCGCUGGGGGAUCCGCUACCUCGACGCCGACGCCGUGCCGACAGUCUUCCCGGAUACCGAGAAACGGAAAGCGUCGGACGACGGCGAGAGGAAGCCGAAGCGCCAGAGAGCCCAAAGCUCCACCGUGUCGGCCGAUGGGCCGACAGCCGACCAGACGGUCCGCCUGCUUGAGCUCUCCGUCGCCGCGUUGCCGCACGGAGAAACCGGUCCGAUGGAGUCGAGCGUGGGUUCUCUGCAGACGGGAGUGGACCCGGCCGAUGGAGUCGCGUCGGGUUUGAACUUUCCACUGACUCUCUACCAGACAGCAGACGGCCUGAUGAGCGACGCAGGCGCCGCGGAGCUGCUGAUGAUGUCAGACGGCGCUGCAGAGGACGGCCAGGUGGAGCUGGUGAACGGAAUCACGGCUGCCAUCUUAAGCCAGGGCGGCGUGCUGGUCCUCAACGAGGCGGCGCCCGAUCCGGACCUUGCAUCCUUCGCCGGCGAAGACAUCCCGCAGGAAGUGGUGGCUUACUUUGAGACGGUACCAAACGUUCUCCCCGGCGGGACGUCGACCCGGGUCACCUCCCCCCCCGACACGGUGCUGUCGCCGGCGCUGAGCUCCAAGCCCAUCUCGUCCACUCUGCCCAUCGUGUCCAAACACGUCCCAACGUUGCCGCCGCCAUCGCUCGUCCUCACGCUGGAGCGACUAGACGAAGCGGAGGACGGGGACGCCAUGACGGACACGGAGGAGACGGAGAGGGACGACCAGCAGCUGGAGGAGCACUGCUACCACAAGAACAGCUUGAGCAAGGAGCAGCUGGAGGCGAUCGUGGCCGAGCUGCAGAAGAAGGUGAAGGUGCUGCAGCAGCGGCACCGCCGGCACCUGGAGAAGCUGCUGGGCCUGGAGAACACCGUGAGCCAGCUGAGGCAGAGCAACAUGCUCAACGAGGAGCGGCUGCAGCUGCUGGAGAGGGCGUAUUUGCAGACGAGUGCAUCUGUGUCGGACGCCGGUGAGACCGUCGCCAUCAUCUACGGAGACGACGACGCUGCGUACUUUUACACUCCACUGAGCGACGACGCAGGGAUGGCGUUGAAUACGGACGAGAAAUGAAAUGACUGGAUAUUCUGUUUGUGUCUGUGCCAAACAAUUAACUAAAGGGGCUAAUUUUGUUGUUUUCCAUAAUCAGAACUUGAUACAUGAUCAAAAUAAGGUGAUUUCUUCCUUCUGCUGUGAAUAAUGAAUAACGGGGCAAUACUGAAUGUUUUUGUUACGGUCUUUGCUUUCUACUCCAGCUCUUGUUUGACUUUUUUUUUUUUGCUUAUUAAUUUAUUUUUCCUUAUGAAAAUGUACAGAUCAUUAAAAAUAAAUUUACAAAAAGUCUAAAGCUUCUGGUCUGUUAAACUGUCACCACAAAUCAGUGAACUGCACUUUCUGCAUGUGGAUAAUUUGAAACGACGCAUCAUAACAUUCACAGAUAAGAACAAAAUCUGCAAAAAUGGUUAAAAUUUAGGUUUAUGAAUGAUGGGACCUGUUGGGAAUCUCUGAAAAUCGUUUAGUUUAAAUGAAAAGUGGUGAUGCAAAUUAUUUAUGAUGCACAUUUACAGGUUUUAAGGCUUUCACAUUAGUUCCUCCGUAUUUGUGUCUUUCCACUAGAGGGCAGUAGAGUCCGCUGCGUCCAAAUGAGUUCGUCACCGAAAGAUUGGACCUGAAACAACUGUUACAAAGACCCGAUCCAUAUCCUAAACGUUAUACACUUAAUAUUCUCAUAUACGAAUAAAUAAUCACAAUUUAUCAUUUAAUUUAAGUUUUUGAAGAAUACUUGUUGCGUAAACAGACGAGUGGAGCUUAUUGACGAGUGGUUUCAUUUUUUCUGAUAAGAGUUAAAGAGAAAAUGCCAAACAUGUUUUUUUUUUUUUUUUUUUUUACAAACAUUAAGAAAGUGAAUCCUUUAUUGGUUGUUGUUCAUUUUGAUUGGCAGGUGGACC
Messenger RNA from Poecilia reticulata (guppy), 2348 nucleotides. RefSeq names its product THAP domain-containing protein 5-like. Lineage: Eukaryota; Metazoa; Chordata; Actinopteri; Cyprinodontiformes; Poeciliidae. The record is from RefSeq and is a predicted model, not a curated record.